GACUACACCUCCAUUCUCCCCAUAACGGCAUUUCCUAAACCAGGGCACCACACCACACCACACCACACUACACCAUCGAACGAUGUCAUCAACAAACGCAGCGAAAUCAUGGCUGAAAUCCCUGACGCGAUACGUGAAAGCGCCAUGGAAGAUCACAGGGCCUUGCGCAUCCCCCGAGUACAAGUCCUCUGUUCCUAGGGCGCCGGAGUACCGCCCCUUCUGCCCCGCCACAAUCACUCACGAAGCCAUCAUUCCUUCCGCCAACCCCGACACCGUCUUCGACAUCAAGUACUUUCCUCGGGAUCAACGCCGCAACCGCCCCGCCAUCCGCCGCACCGUGCUCAAGAAAGCCGACGUUGAAAAAAUCAUGGCUGAGAAAUUCACCGCUUUUGACCCCGCCGAUUUCCCUCAACCCUACUUGACAGCUACCAUUGAAGAGGAUAUGAAUACUCACGGCGGCGGCUACACCAAAUAGGUACACCCAACACUACCAACUACGACUUAUAGCCUAAACACCACCAAGUACGGACCUGUAUGCAGUUCAUACCAUAAACGAGGCUUGAGUCCAAACUCUCUUCGGCGAGCGGGAGAAUCUUAGUGUUUUGUAUUAUUUUUUUCCAUUUUUUCCUAGGUCUUUGGCCUCAAUUAUUUUAUUAUUUGAGUUAUUUUGAGGUGAGAAUUCUGGUUUUCAGCCUCAUUUAUGGUACAGACUGCACCCAGGUCCGUACUACUUGGUGGUGUUCUGGCUAUAAGUCGUAGUUGGUGGUGUUGGGUGCAGCUGCUUUAUAAUUGAGCAUUGAGACCAAUUUUGCCUUUCUUUAAAGAUGAUGAUUAAUUCUCCACUCAUGUAUUGAGUACAUAUUUAUGAGAUGUAUUUGAUAUAUGUUUUAUGGGA
Beta vulgaris subsp. vulgaris (sugar beet) is the source of this 895-nucleotide messenger RNA. RefSeq lists its product as hypothetical. NCBI's taxonomy places the organism in Eukaryota, Viridiplantae, Streptophyta, Magnoliopsida, Caryophyllales, Amaranthaceae. The transcript has 2 exons. The coding region runs from base 83 to 475 and encodes 130 amino acids. The record is from RefSeq and is a predicted model, not a curated record.